AUGCUACCCUAUCAAGAAAUGCGACCAUUCGAGCACGACCCAGAACAAGAACAUUUCAAACGAAGUACUUUAGCAAAAGUAGUUGGAUGUCUUGCAUUCUCUGCAUUGGCGAUUUCUGGAAUUUUCGGAAACAGUUUGGUAAUCUACACCAUAUCAGUUGAUCCAGCAGUGCAAGUGAAGACAAACUUGUCGAAUCUUCCCAUUCUGAACUUGGCUUACACAGAUUUAAUGACCACCGGAAUGGUUUGCAUCCCUGGAGCAGUUUUCAUACUUUGUGAUGAAUACUCUGGCGGCAGAAUAUUUUGCUUAAUCUGGUCCUUAACUAAUCUCCUCGGCUUUAUAACGACAAUGGGUCUCCUAGCCGUCAUCAGUGUGGAUAGAUUCAUUUUUGACUACGACUUUUGGGGCGGGGUUUGUGACAUCACGUGGAUAUCCAUGGGACCCGACAACCCUCCCGCUUUUCUAUACGGGGUAUUCUGCACGCUCUGGUUUUUCGUUAUGCCGUCCUCCAUAAUCCUCGUGGCAAACUUGUUGAUCAUCCAAAACUCAAAGGAAAAGAGGCACGCGGGGAAACUUCAGCACAACAAGGAAACUAAAACAGAGGCUAAAGCGAACUCUAAAAUUUUGAAAGCCAUGAUCAUCGUGAUCGCAUCCUACUUCGUGCUCACCUUUCCUUCCGGAUGUGUCAAGGUGUCCAAAGUGCUGGGCGGGGAGAAGGGACCGGCACGCUUCAUACCGGGAUGGUUUACCACGACGACGUCUCUCCUUCAACUUUCGGCGUCAAUUGUUAAUCCACUGAUUUAUGGGUUGUUCCGAAAAGACUUUAGACAAUCGUAUGCCCGCACGUGGAAAAAGGUGCGGGGUUAG
Messenger RNA from Folsomia candida, 867 nucleotides. RefSeq lists its product as uncharacterized. The transcript has 3 exons. The record is from RefSeq and is a predicted model, not a curated record. Gene Ontology annotation, molecular function: G protein-coupled receptor activity. NCBI's taxonomy places the organism in Eukaryota, Metazoa, Arthropoda, Collembola, Entomobryomorpha, Isotomidae. Gene Ontology annotation, cellular component: membrane. Gene Ontology annotation, biological process: G protein-coupled receptor signaling pathway. The coding region runs from base 1 to 867 and encodes 288 amino acids.